AAGCUGUGCAGAAGCAUCCGAAGCUCAGAAGUUGCUGGAAUUUUAUUGGGAGCAGAACACAUUUAAAUCAUUCUACUGCCGGAUAGUUCAGUGCCGCGAAACCUUAACCAGAAUCGGGAACAUGUUGCGUCUCAUGUUGCUCCCGCUCUUCCUGUUUACCCUGUCCAUGGCCUGCAUGGGUCAGACGUUUCAGUACUCCAGGGGUUGGACCAAUGGAAAACGGGCGCUUAAUACUGGCUCACCGCUUCUGGGCAACGGCCACUUGCAUCGGAGCAACGAGCUCAGUUUUUCGGAUCUCUAUGAUUUGCAGGAUUGGAGCAGCGAUCGCAGGCUGGAGCGAUGCUUGACACAGCUCCAACGCUCUUUGCUAAGUAGAAAUUGUGUUCCAGGAGUGGAGUUAAAUCUAAAUCGGAUGGACACCGAUUCUGGAGAUACCAACUUACAUUCCAGACCCAACAACAAUGAAAACGAGAACCUUGUCUAUUCAAAUCCGAAACAAAAUAGACGUCAGUCGAAUGAACUUCUCGAGGAACUAAGUGUUGCUGCAGUAGGAGGUUCAUCGGAGCCGAAUGUUUUUGGGAAACAUUAAACACGUUUUUGAUCAAAAAUUUUAUAUAACUCUUGUUAAUAAACUAGCAAAAAAUGCUACAAAAAUGUAAAAAAAAAAAUGAUCAAAAAUAAAAAUAAAGCUGUUAGAGAAAUAACUUUUUAUAAUUAUUAAAAUU
Messenger RNA from Drosophila ananassae, 725 nucleotides. Its product is annotated as pro-corazonin. NCBI's taxonomy places the organism in Eukaryota, Metazoa, Arthropoda, Insecta, Diptera, Drosophilidae. Bases 122 to 589 code for a protein of 155 amino acids. The transcript has 2 exons. Gene Ontology annotation, molecular function: corazonin receptor binding. Gene Ontology annotation, biological process: positive regulation of heart contraction. The record is from RefSeq and is a predicted model, not a curated record.